AUGAAAGGAGAUUACGUGUUGCUGGCGUUUAUUGUGACUUUUCAGGGUGACAGUCAGUCUAUUGCUACCACCCCACCACACUCGAGUUGGCAGGAAGAACUGCUAAGUCAGAGCAGCAGCGGGACUCAGAUUUCAAUUGCCAGUGGGAUCUCGUUGGGAGAAGCGAUCCGACAGCGAUCUGCCAUCAAUCAGGGAAUGGAACCGUGGUAUCAGCUCCCAGUAGAAGCGGAUGCCAGCCAUCUCACGGCAGCAUUGGGCACGAGAGUGGACUUGACCACAGGUGAAAACAACCUGACCGAGUUCCCGACCUUAGAGGAGGGCUCGUUGACGCUGACAGAAGAGGCUGGGACGCAGUAUGAAGAUGUGACGCACAACCCACUGCCAGAAAUUCAGGACAGUCGCUUCUCUCCCCGUUUCCCACUGUUGAUGACCUAUGCUACACCGGGUCAAAGGCUUUUGGAUGAAACCCUGUUUCAGCAAACCGAUCUGAAUUUUGCUCCGCUAAGAGGAACCCCUGAUGUUUCUGGUGCUUCUGAGCAGCAUUUAAGACCUUUGCAGAUCAGUGAAGCUGUGCAGCUGGCAGCCACCGAAGUAACCUCACAUUCAGACAGCGGCACGCUGUCCCAACAUCCACUUGCAAUCAGUGCAUUUGAACCUUACGGUGUCAACUGUAGCAGCUAUGUAUCUCAGCCCCGACUUUCCUCGUCUGGACAGAUAACUGUGGAGAGGAAGCAGGCGGCUGAAGGUCAAGAUUGUAAAUCUGACUUCAGCGUCACGGAUUUGCUCCCUAAAGAAGGUGGCGAAGAUUUAACAACCCUGACUUCAAAAACAUUGCAAAAUGAUUCAGCUAAACCACAGCAGUCAGAAACUCCUUUUGCAACGGAGGCUAAAAGUGCUUUUGUAAAUGAUGAUCCCUUCUUUCUGGACAGCAGAGUUCCAGCUCCUGCUCUCCUCGAGUUGCUGGAGAAAGAAGUAGGCGUAACCAGCCAUGGUGGCUUCUCAUCUUCUUCAGAGAACUCCUCGUGCAAGAGUGUUUCGACUAAAGAACCAGAGAAAAAUAAAACAAGGCAGCAAGUGGAAAACACAGAUCUGGCUGAGAGCGAGUCAAAAGCAUUAGAAAAAUAUCAAGAGUUACAUCAGCAGCUGGAAGAAGGAAAGAGCACUUCUGAGCUUGGUUCUUCUAAGAUGUCUGAACCCCUUCAAAACACUAAUGCCAAAGGUGCAUCUUCUACAAAGUCUACCGAAAUGUUCAUGUUGCCUAAGGGGCACAGCGCAGGUUUGAGCAACUCUGCUCGGCUGCAAUUCUCCGGUGUUACUAGAGAGCCUCGAGGAGCUCUUCUGGCCGAGCAGCCAAAGCAGCUGUGUCCUACAGUGAUGUCUGAGCAACGCAAAGAGGAACCUGCCCCUGCUGUAGUAAUGACGAAUCUCAGGGGCAAUCAGCCUCACCUGUCAAUCACGACUAAUGCAAAAUCUCCUUCACUCUCCAGUGAAAAGGAGAUGUCUGUUGUGGAAAUCCAGGCUGGAGUUAGUGGACGUGAAUCAACUCUUUCGGAUGUUAUCAUAGAGAGAGGACACAAAGACGCAGGAAUUUCACCUUCAUUUAACCUUCCCCCAGGUGAUGGCUCCUUCUGUGGAUAUCUGGCCUGUCCAACCUAUCAGUCCACCCCAGGGUUAUUUUUAGGCAGACAUAUGAAGGAGGAAGUACCUGGCAUGGUUAUCCCAAUCAAAUCAAGCCUUCAGGCCUCUCUUACAGGCUUAAAUGAAGAAACUUCUGCGAAGUCUUCUGCCAGCACACUUACACCUUCUGUCAAGAAGUGUCAUGCACCCACAAAUGGGCAGGAAGAAAACAGAGAGUCGUUAGGAACAGCCUAUCCGUAUACGGGGAGAAUUCAGUCUCUGCCUUCACUUAGUUUUAUGGAGAAAGUCGGGGCUUGGAACGUGAGCCAGUCGGCGGAGAAGAUGUCUGAUGCUUUGGCUUUACACAGCCUGGGUGGAGUUUCUCCCAGGAAGCAAGCAUACAGCACGAUUGCAGAUUCCUUAAACCAUAUUUUAUCAAAGCAGAACAACAGCGGUAACCUCAAGAGUGGUCUAGCUGCAUCCUUUGGAGGAGAAGCAGGUUCAAUGACAAGCUUGCAUUUCUGUGACACAAAAUCGACACAUGCUGCACCUCUUGCUCGGUCGCAGUCUGACCAUUCGGUCAAUGUAAUUAGCAGGGAAGCUUCACAGACUGAAGUUCAGGUAACAAAUCCAGAGGAGGUGGGUCAGCCUACAGCAGGCAAGAGCAGUGAUUUUGCCAUGCCUGCACUUAAAAAAAGUGAAGAAAGCUUAGUAGACUACACGAGCCAAAAAUUUAAAGCUGUCCUUGUCAGUGCUGGGUCCAGUGAUGACGAACAUGAUGAUGAAGAAAAUAGCAUGGGGCAAAGUUCAGACCAAAAUGUCUUAAUUUCCAGUGAAAGGGUUGCCCAGCUUCUGAGACAGGAAGGAUGCGAUCCAAAUGAUAAGGAGAAGAAAUACAGUCGUCAAGAAGAUGAGCCUAGACAGCUGCAUGGCCCAGAGCACUCUACGGGCCAUAUCAGCAUGGACAAUUUCAGUGAUAUUUCUCCAGAUAGUUUGAACCUCCUGGUGAGUUCUCAGGCCAGUAGCCAGGUUGACCUGACUUCGGUAAGCCCCUCUUCAGUAGUUUCCAAGCACUUCUUCAACAAUUCAGAAGAAGAGAACUUCACCCCUUCUUGGGCUCCUGCUUGGAAACCUCCAGAUGAAAAAGAACUAAAUAUUGAAGAAAGGAUACCAACCUAUCUCCGUAAUCUUGGCAUUGACCAAUCACCUUCAAGUAUACUGACUCCGUUUGCACCCAGAGGUCCAAUCAGAGAGGUUGAAUUUUCCCCGUCCGAGCUCAGAACAUUGAAGGGGUCCACUGACACGCUAACAAAGCACGUCCAGCUAUCUGAAGGAGGCUCUCUGUCUGCUGUCGACAUCACACAGACCAGCUUUAACUCGGGCAGUUCGACUCUCAGUAUGUCAAUAGCAAUGGGCUCGGAUGGUGGACCUGAUACUCCAGUACCUAUCGAACUCUCACCUCAGUAUUCAAGAUCUUCGAAAGACAAACCAUUGAGUCAGUGCAGUACUGCUGCCUACCCCCAACUACAACUGCUUACUCCUCUUCCAGAUGAAGGCAGCUUGAAGUCUUCAGUUGCCCCCAGAUUAGUUGAGCCAAGGCAGCAAUUACAAGCCGUUGCCUCCGAUUUCCACUCGGAUGAAGAAGAUCCUAUGCUUGUUUCAAAGCACGUUCAAGAGCUGAUCGAUAGAUGCGACUCAAGGGAUAUUAGUAGCAGCCUAGAGAAGUUGUCUACCAGUUCGUUGGCUGAGGAUAUCGGUGAAAUGGAAGUAAAAGGAGAACUACUCUCUUCAAAUGCAGUUGCCUCUGAAAAUGAGCUAAACAAGGACCAAGGAAACAAUCCUUUCAUUGGAUCCAGCACGUUGAAAGAGAUCCAGAAGCUUUUAGCAGAGGCAGAGAAAAUGACUCUGAGUCAGUUUGAUCCUGUCCCUUCUCUUACCCCCUCCAGAGAAGUCACUGACCCUUCACCGGCGUCAAUUAAAAAGAAGGAUGGUGUUGAAGAUUCCCAAUUAGUGAGGGACGACAGCCCAGCGCUUGAAAGGCUGUUGUCCCGGGAUGAAACGUUGACCCGAAAGAGCAUGCAAGAAGAUAACUCGCUAAUGAAGACUCUCCAUUCCUGCAAGGACAGUUUAAAAUCGGAAGGAGCACUUGCUGGCAAUUUACCUGUCAGUCAAGAAACUGCAGAACGGCAGACUAGACCAGCAGAGAAAAUAGCUGGUGAAGAUUUCAGGGUGGCAAAACCUGUUGGAAGGUCUGAGCCAGAGGGCUGCAGUAGUGCAACCACAGAUAAAAACCUGCUUGCUCCUCUGGCUGUUAUGAAGAGCGCUACAAGUAGUGAAUCAAGCAUCAGAAAGGUUUUUGAACUGGAAGAUCCUCCUACUGCAGCGCCGCUCCGGACCGGUGCCACUGUCCUCGGGGACUGCCAGCACGGCUCAUCUCAAGCUAGUUUAGCUGGCAGCAAGGAGGGGGAUGUCAUUCAAGGGAGUGAUGACAGUAGCAGCUUAGAUUCACUAGCUGCCCGUGUCAGAAGCCUUCUGAAAUACAAAUCCCCGGCAAUACACGCAACGCAAAUCCUGAAGAGCGUAGAGGAAGACGAGAAAAAAGCGCGAACCUGGGUGAAGCUGAAACUGGCUAGCCAACCCCACGGCUCCUUGCCAGAUCUGAAUGAGGAGGACAGGAAGCGCAUAGAAGAAAUCAAGGCAGAGCUGCUUUUGAGUGCCAGGAAAUCUGCAUUAGCCAAGGAUUCAUGGGGAAACAGCUCAGACAUUAUACCCAAUCACAGCCAUAAUCAGAAGCACUACCCUGAACAUUUCCACUCUCCACAUAGCGAACAGAUGCAAAUUGACAACCAGAUGCAGGAUGUCGAACUUGAGCCUUCAGAGUCGUAUGGAAGAUGGGUCAUGCCAGUAUAUACAACUGACUCACCUGAUUAUUCACUGUCGAGUAAUACACAGUUUAAAGCUUUGGAUACCUUCCAAGCACAAAUCCCAAACCAGCUUCACACCCUGGCAACUAAUCCCUUUGAUAUCAGUAUUGAGCUUACCCCCUUGCGUAAAGGUGUGGAUGCAUGUUUGAUGGGAUUGGUGGAUGCCUCUAAUGCACAAACAGAAGAGGAAGUGCCUUUUCCAGCUCAGAAGAAGCUAUCUGUAGAAAAACCACCUGCAGAAAUUGCUAAACAGAUUACCUCCAUCACAUUUGCAUCCAGAAAACGUUCUCCGUCUCCUGUCCUUGGUACUAGCCUCACUGAAGAUGCUCUUCGUGGUGUAAUACCCUUGCAAGAUGGAUCUACUAGCACUGAAAAGCAGCGACUUGAAAAGCGACAGCUAGAAACUUCUCAGUCGUGUCCUUCAAGUCCAACAGCCACUUGCAGUCUAGCUAGUGGUGUUAAGCCUACUGCAGACCAAGACAGUUUUCAGCAUGUGGCCACUGGUGUUGCCAAACCUGGAGCUCAUCAAGGGAAAGACCAAGCCCAAGAGUCUAAAUCCAUAUAUCCUGACCCAUGUUUCAGCCUUGUGGCAACUAGUUUUGAAGCAGCUCAGACUUCUGUUCAAGAUGCUGUUGGGUUGGGCAGGCUUAAUGCCAGACUUUCUGUGGCUGAUUGUGAUAAGAAAUUUAAUCAAGAAUCAAAUACAUUGAGUGAACCCGUUCCCAUAAGUUUUUAUCAGCCAGGAAAGAUGAGUCCUUCCAGCCAAGCCCAGUUUACAGAAGGUCCGGUUUAUAGCCCACAAGCUCAUUUGCUUAAAGGCCAUAAUAAUUUGUUAGAAAAGGAGGAUAAGCUUCCAUUUGAUAUACUCUCUCUCCAUCAGAGAGAGAUGGAGACAGGACAUAGUAACGGGAUGCACAGUCCCUCCCCAGAUCAGAUUUUGGCCACCAUGCCGGUAUCCCCUUCAUCUCCAACUAGAAAGGCUUUGUCUUGUGUCCGUAUAACUCUCUCCCCAAAAUGUGCUACUUCAGAGCCACGCGGUAACCUUAGAGCUGAAGCAGAAACAAGGUUUAACGACAGAAUUAAGAGUGAUGUUCAGCCAACACUUGUAAGGUCUCCAAAAACUUUGUUAGGGCCUGUCUCAAAGUUACCAACCGCUGAACUUGUUCCAGUGGAUCAAGGGUCUUCAUACUUCCCAAGGCCAGGAUCUUCACCACCUCCAUCUCCUGUGCAUCCCUUUGUUCCAGGCACAGCAGGACUAGCACACGAUAUAAAGCGGGUGCCCCUGGAAAGCAUCCAGAGAGUCCCCUCCUUGAGGGAGGCACACACCAGAGGUCUGGAUACAAGUGGACGUAACGUGCAGGAUAGCUUCAGGACCCUGGUUUCUGCACAGACUGGAAAAACAACAUCUGAUGCCAUUACUCAGAUCACAACAGAAAGCCCUGAAAAGACAACGUUUUCAGCAGAGAUUUAUGUUAGUACAGAAGAGGAGGAAAACCCUGCCCUCGUAUCCUCUCGCCAGAAGGCACGCAGAAUCCCCAGCCUUGCCACUUCAUCUCGCAACCAGAUUUUCUCGUCCCACAGGCCAGCUGUACGUGCAGAUCAGCCUUUACUGGUGCCGUAUAAGCCUUCUGGUAGCCGAGAGAUGUACUACGUUCCCCAUCCAAAGAAAGCACCCAGAAUAUCUCCCGUCAGGUCAGAGACCACUAUUGAGAGCUCUCACUCAGGAUCGAAUGAUGCCGUCCCUCCAAAAUUUCCAGUGAACGUACUGGGGUCAAGGGAAGAGAGUCCUCCAGACAUAGCUAUUAAACACAAAGAGGGUAUCUACAGCAAGAGGCCUGAGCCCAAGCUAGCCUGGGGAAAAGAAAAAAUGGCACCACAAGAAUCUGAUACAGAGUCUGCAAAUCCUUUGAAAGCUGUAAGAACGACCCAUUCUGUCUUCAAGUCGGCACAGUUCUACCUUCAUCAUCCAGUGCCUCUGCAGCAUGAGAAUUACUUCCUCUUAAACAGCGAGUCCUCCGAGGAGUAUCCUGAUACUGGACCCAGCGGACUUCCUUCCAGAGACUGCUUCCAGAAAACGAGAGCUUCAGAAAAGGACCAGUGCCCACCUCCUCUUUAUCGUGAAGCAGGCAAGGAAGAUGAAUUCGUACCACUAACUGCAGUAAUGGACUACAGCAAGAUUGAGGACUCCCAAUUCUGCGCAUGUCUAGGCAAUGAAGCUUCUCGGAAGGAGCUAAUAAUCCAAGAUGACAAAAGGCAGGCAGGCCAGACGAAGGCCAGAGAUUAUCCACCACAAAGCAGCCAAAUGACUGGCUUUCAAGUGAGGCCGAAGAAGGAUCUGCCACUGAAACAGAGUACCGAUUCCACUGGCAGCUUAGACGACCUCUGGGCCAAGUUUUUAGAGCGCCAAAAGAAGCACCCGCUCCCUAAUGUUCGGAGCAAUGAGCUGUCUUUAGUGGAGCGCCUUGAUCGACUAGCAAGAGUCCUCCAGAAUCCCGUUCGGCAUACCCUGAUGUCUGCAAAGGAGGAGAGCGAUUUUGGAGGGAGGACUAAGGGAAGGGAACAGAAGAAAAUCAGACUCCAGGACUGGAACGAGUCUGACGCUCAUAGGAAUGCAUUGCACGCUGAAGAAAGGCCACAGACCAGUUAUGAUAAAAAAAGGCUGGCAGAAUCACGAAAAUAUAGGGCAGGAGAAAGAACCAUCAGUCGCAUCAAGCGAAUCUUGGAACAGCAGCAGUACUCGGAUACCUUGAGUGACACCUCUUCAGAGACCAAGUCUGCUAACAACCACAGCAGGGUGGCAAUUACUACCACCUCUGAAUCGGACGUGGUGUCCCAAACAGAGACAGAAAUGGCUACUCAGACUGAGGUGAGCAGUUCCGUUUCCACCAUUGACACUGCCAGGCUGAUCAGGGCUUUUGGGCACGAAAGAGUGCGCGUGUCACCAAGACUGUCCCACCUGUAUUUUACCAUCAGUCAGCAGAAAAGUCGCUCUGACAUUUGGGGCCAGGGAAGCAGGAAAGGAAAGGGCGUGGAGUAUCCUAAAGCUACUUAUGCUGAGCUGCAUAGAAAAAGAGAGAUCCAGGUAGUCGACUGCGUUUCAUCAGACUCUGUUUCUACGGCCAGCAGUUCCUGGGGGCCCAGCUCUGCUCUCAGUACCAAGCGCCGUGCACGGAUGUUGAACAAGGGCAUCCAAGCAGGAGACUUGGAGAUUGUGAAUAGCGCAACUAAGAAAAACACGCGAGAUAUUGGUGUGACUUUCCCCACGCCGAGAUCUGGCCAGCCAAGGCCCCGGGAACCCUGGAGUAGUGCUGAUGGUGUUUACGGGGAGCCUGAUGGGCCGGUUUCACAUCUUCAAAUGCCACUAGGCAAGGGUAGACAAAAGGGGCACACGAGCAGCCUGCUAAUGGACAAGAAGACCAAAAGGAACAGGCCACAGCUACCACAAGCUGAGGAUUUAAAAUCUGACUCGAGGAAGGAGAACAGAUCCAGUUCCUUUUCUGGUCCUGGACCAUCCUGGUUUGAACCCCUGGCCAACACAAAACCCUGGAGAGAGCCUCUCCGAGAGAAGAAUUGGCAAGAGCAGCGAGGCAGCAGCCUAGUUCAACCAAUAAUCCCAGUAAGAGAUGUUGAAAACAAGCCCCCACGGUCACUUGUGAAAAUGACACUGCAGGAAGCUCUCGUGUUGCACCGCCCUGAUUUCAUCUCUCGCUCUGGCGAGCGUGUGAAGCGUCUGAAGCUCAUCAUGGAAGAAAGGAAGAUCCAGAGCGUGCUGCAGAACGAGCGCGAGGAACUGUUUAAUCCCCCUGAGAAAAGGAAGGGCUAUAAGAACGCUAGUUGCCUGCUCUCCAACAGAGACUUCCAGGUUAGACAGGAAAGGAGGACGAUUCCAAAGGGAGAAAUGGUCCAAAGAUCCAAACGGAAAGGUGGGCUUCUAGGAGCAGCCACAGACAGAGUAGGAAAACAGGGACAGAAGAGAAGGAUCUACGAGCAGCUGCCAGAGGUGCGGAAGAGGCGAGAGGAAGAGAAAAGAAAAUCGGAAUAUAAUUCAUACCGGCUGAAAGCACAGCUUUACAAAAUGAAAAUCACCAAUCGUGUCUUGGGGAGAAAAGUGCCUUGGAACUGAUCAGAACGACGAGCGUCGGUUUUUAAAGGAGGUGUAUUGCAGACGGGGAAUUCCCAGCGCCUUAUAUAUGCAGAUCAGCUGGUGAAAAUAGAGCACUCAGUAAAUAUUUCAGUAUGCAGAGUGUAGUUUGCAUUGGUCGCCGUGUCACUGUGUCUAACUAGUUUGGAUUUAUUUAUGUUUUUUAAGAAUCAGUGAUUUUUUGUGUGUGGAUAGCUGUUUUUUUAAAAGAAUAUUCUUUUUAUAAGCAAUUGGUUUCAAUAGUGUGAUCCCCUUUCCAGAUCAAUGUAGUUUGGAGGUAUUUAUAUAUGUAUUUAAGAAUCGAUGACCUGAUGUGGAUAGUCAUUUUUAUAUAUUUAUUUUUAAUACUGUUUUUAAAAGAUUUUUUUUUUGUACUUGUCCUUUUUACUUGUUUUUAUUUUCCUAGCUCCACGGGGAAGAAUUAUUUGUAACGUUUUUGUAUUGCUGAAAAAAUAAAAAAAUGA
Alligator sinensis (Chinese alligator) is the source of this 9146-nucleotide messenger RNA. It is a transcript of the gene ALMS1, whose product is annotated as ALMS1, centrosome and basal body associated protein. Gene Ontology annotation, cellular component: cytosol; centrosome; centriole. The transcript is spliced from 20 exons. Lineage: Eukaryota; Metazoa; Chordata; Crocodylia; Alligatoridae. The coding region runs from base 1 to 8664 and encodes 2887 amino acids. The record is from RefSeq and is a predicted model, not a curated record. Gene Ontology annotation, biological process: regulation of centriole replication.